AUGGCUUCCCCGCUGUACAUAGUUAGUCAGAAAAUUAGGGAUAGGAGGGUUACCCCUGGAGAAGAGAAGGAUUCCCCAGAGCCCGGAGCAGAUGUAUCUCUACAGCUUGACACAGAAGCUGUAAUUUCAGAGGUAAUAAAGCUGAUCUGGCGGUUAGAAGCUGACCGGCAAGAAGCAGAGGAGGCUCUGAAACUGGAACAGAAACGAAAGCAAGGUCUACUCGGACAAAUUGAUGUACUCUCCCUGUGGAAGCUGCAUAAUCUACCUGAGGCUGUGCAAAAAGAGUAUGAUGCAUGUACUCAGGAUUUUUCUGAAUUACGGUGGCAUAUUUCUCGUAAGAAGCAAGAACUAGAAACAGCCCAGGUAAAAGCAGCCAAGACACAAGCAGUGAAUACAAGACUACAGGAGGAGAUUGUCUUUAUUGAGAAACACCGUCCUCUGCUGGAUGAAAAGCUUAAUCAUGAAGGUGAUGACAUGGCCAAGAUAAGGCAGGCACAAGCUGAAGCAACACAAUUGCUCAAUGAAGCAGAGAUUAAACUAAACGCAGCCACAUUGAGUUUUGAGAAGGUAACUGCAGAAGCCAAUGAAGAGAGGAGUGUCAUGGCAGUCCAGGUUUCUGAAGUGAAGAGGACCCUGCAAGUUUGCAGGGAUAAUUUGAGCCACUCAGAGACUAUAUGGGCUAAAUGCUCUUCAGACUUAAUGGACACCGACAGAAAGAUUGAAGAGGAUAAAAAGCUCUAUAGUGAGUUAAUAGCUGAAAAACAGCAGCUUACAGAGAGUGAGAUUUCCUGGAGCCAACAAGUAAAUGAUUUAAAAUAUCAACUUGAUGAUCAAGAAAAGAAAAUUAAACACUUAACAAAUGUAUAUGACAGGCUUUCACAGGAAGCAAAGGAGAUGGAAUCUGAUAUUCAGUGUCAGUUAUCACAAUCGGAACAGCUUCUUCAUACUAAGUUGCAUUCAUUCAGAGAUUUGGAAUAUGAAAAUAAGACCCUCACUCUUGAAAAUGAAGACCUGUCAAUAAAGAUCUCAAACAGCUAUAAGACAAGAGGUAAAGUUGAGGCAGAUAUUAAACGAAUGCAGAAGAGCCACCUGAAAAAUGAAGAACAGACCACCAAAGUUUCUAAAGAACUCUCUCAACUGUCUGUCACCCACUCAGCAUCCAAAUCCAAACUGGCAGAACUGGAAGACCAGUCAACGAGAGAAGAAAGACGUCUCAAGAAUUUGGCUGAUUCCUUGAGGAAGCAAAUUAUCGAGGAAGUCAGAGUCAGUCAGAAUACACAGGCAAGAAUAAAUGCGCUUAUGGCUGAUAGACAUCAGAGAGAGAAAGAAAACAAGAAAAUGAAAGAAGAAUUAAUGAGGAUGGUGGAAGAGAUUGAAUGGCCGGUUGCCGACCUGGAAUCAGAAAUCAGGAAGUUAACAGAAUUUCAUGCUAGGAAAUCAGAGGAGCUUAACAGUAUUUGCCGGAAGAAGGCACAAUCUGAUGAGACGUUCCAAAGGACCAGAGAGCAGUUGGAGUACCAAAAUAGGAAAUUGGAACAACAGUUAAAUGAUACACAGGUGAAGGUGUUCCUUCCUCAGGACAAAUUGAUGGAAGUUGCAGGAUCCAGUUUGUUUGCUUCGUUCUCGUCAUCGAUACUCUUUGAAAACCUGCAUGAGAGUUUUGGGUUCGAUCUUGUCCACCUUCAAAGUGGUACCAUUUGCUCAGUUCCAUUUAAGAACUUUACGGAGCAAAAUUAUAAUCUACAAGAGUUGACGCUAAACAAUGCAAAAGAUACAUCUGCACAGCUGUUCGAAGAAACAGAAUUGUACACACAGCGUAUGAAAAGAGAGGAUGAAGAUUAUAAUAUACAGUUACAGGCCAGACAGAGGAUGCAGAAAGAAAGCAUCGCAGCAUUGGAAGCCGCGCUCAAAGAAAAUUCCACACUAGCUAAGGAAUAUAAGACUUUCCAGGUCAACUAUUUGGAUGAGAAAGACAAGUUAAUGGUCAAUUAUGAAUGCAGGCUGAGGACAGAAGCAACAAUAAGAGACUACUUACAGGGGAGGGAAGCCCGUAUGAAUGAAGACCAGAUAACCUCCUCAGCUCGCAUAUAG
Molecule: messenger RNA, 2091 nt
Organism: Nanorana parkeri
Lineage: Eukaryota; Metazoa; Chordata; Amphibia; Anura; Dicroglossidae
Product: coiled-coil domain-containing protein 178-like
Exons: 15
Coding region: 1-2091 (696 amino acids)
Source: RefSeq, a predicted model, not a curated record